CAGUUGCUGCUACUCCUUUUGUGCCUGCACAUAGACGACCUAUGAAUCGUCGGAUGCGUGUGUUGAUUCAUCGCUACCGUGCGUUUCUUAGAGCGGGGCACCUUCUGAAUGUUCGGCUGCCUAUGUCAGAGGAGUUUAUUAGUGUGCUUAAGCGUGCCUGGCCUGGGAGAUCUUAUUAUGGUGGUCCUCAUCAUGUGUGUAAGCAUUGUGGUGCCAAUUUUUGGUACCAAGAACGAUGCAAGAGUCUGAGUACAAAGCGGCGGAUUGUCUACACUGGUUGUUGUCGUGGUGGAAAAGUGUCACUCCCCAUCUAUCCUGAUUGGCCAUCUCCUUUGGCUGAAUUACUUCGUUUUGAUGGUGGACCUGAAUCUAAUCGUUUUAUGCGACUGAUCCGUGAAUAUAAUUCUAUGUUCGCUUUUACAUCUCUUGGUGUUCAUGUUGAUAAUACUGUUAAUUUUGGAAAUGGUCCAUAUGUUUUUAAAAUAUGCGGGGUGGUUUGCCAUGCAAUUGGUUCUUUGCUUCCUCCGCCUGAAAAUCCUAUUCCUAAGUUUGCUCAGCUGUAUAUUUAUGAUACGGGAAAUGAGUUGGACCACAGGAUGGAUAUAUUUGCUGCAGAUGAUAAGAAAGGCGGUGAGCCGACUCCAUUGAGUGAGCAACUGUUGUCUCUGUCCCAUGGUCGUCGGCGACGGAGGGAUUUGCAGGCUGAUGCUGAGUUGGAUGGUGUUUCUAGCCGUCCUGUUCAUCGUCGACGCAUGUGUAGGGAAGAGCCAGAUCGUGCUAUAGUUGGUUCAUUGAGAACAAUGCUCAACGGGUGCAAUCCGCUUGUGCAAACGUUUCGUAUGGCCGAGAAGAGGUUAUUCUCUCCUGAUUCUCCAGAGGUUGGUAUUCGGUUGUUUGGUCAUGAGGGAGCAGAUCAUGGGAAUCGUUAUUCCCUUCCAGCUGCACCUGAGCUUGCUGCUCUCAUUGUUGGUGACCUCAAUGUAGAGACAUGCAGAUUUGAUGUUAUUGUUCAGAAAAAUGCAGGAUAUUUUCAGCGUGUGCCUCCUCUGAAUCCUUCUCUUAUGGCUCUUCAGUAUCCACUUUUGUUCCCUCAUGGUUCUAUGGGGUUUCAUCUUGGGAUCAAGUACCAAAAUGUUGAUGAUGUUCCUGCUGGUGGGCGCCAAGACGUGUCUAUGCUCGAGUACUACUGUUACAGGUUUCACUAUCGGAGGGGGGAGCCCAAUCCUUUUACAUGCUGUGGUCGUUCGUCCCACCAGCUCAUGGUGGAUUCUUAUUCUUGCGUUGAAUCAUGUCGGCUUAGCUUUCAGUUCUGGAAUCAAGAUAAUCUUCGGUCCGAGACAUAUCAAGGUAUAUCUGAUGCUCUCGGUAAAGGAAAUUCUAGCGGAAAAAAUGUUGGGAUACAGUAUCUUCUGCAUUCUAGCUUUACUGGAAGCCCGCGUUAUAUGAUUCAGAACUAUCAAGAUGGAAUGGCGAUUUGCCGGGUUUUUGGAGCUCCUAAUCUUUUUAUCACUUUUACAUGUAAUCCAAAGUGGGAAGAGAUAUCUGAUGCACUCCUUAUGGAACCUGGCCAGACUCAUGUUGACAGGCCAGAUAUAGUUGCACGCGUGUUUAAAAUGAAGAUUAAUGAAUUCACCAUUGACGUCAGAAAAGGAGUGCCCUUUGGUCCUGUCUAUGCAUGUAUGUUUCUAACUUUCUAUUCCAAGUUUCAGUUAGGUUAA
This is a messenger RNA of Lolium perenne, 1718 nucleotides long. RefSeq lists its product as uncharacterized. Lineage: Eukaryota; Viridiplantae; Streptophyta; Magnoliopsida; Poales; Poaceae. The record is from RefSeq and is a predicted model, not a curated record.